Molecule: messenger RNA, 592 nt
Organism: Lingula anatina
Lineage: Eukaryota; Metazoa; Brachiopoda; Lingulata; Lingulida; Lingulidae
Product: small ribosomal subunit protein uS8A
Biological process (GO): translation
Cellular component (GO): ribosome
Molecular function (GO): structural constituent of ribosome
Source: RefSeq, a predicted model, not a curated record
CACCUUAUUGACCUUCACCUUGCCGAACCACUUUUCGGCCUUUUUUGCAGCCAUAUUGGCAUAAGCCACCCCUGCCACAAUGGUGCGCAUGAACGUUUUAGCAGAUGCUCUCAACACUAUUUGCAAUGCUGAAAAACGUGGCAAGCGUCAGGUGCUCAUCAGGCCCUGCUCCAAAGUAAUAGUCCGAUUCUUGACAGUAAUGAUGAAGCAUGGUUACAUUGGAGAGUUUGAGAUCAUUGAUGAUCAUCGAUCAGGAAAAAUUGUGGUCAAUCUCACAGGGAGACUAAACAAAUGUGGUGUUAUCAGCCCAAGGUUUGAUGUUGCCAUCAGAGAUUUAGAGAAGUGGACCAGUAAUCUGUUACCAUCCCGUCAGUUUGGGUAUUUGGUAUUAACCACUUCAGGAGGCAUCAUGGACCAGGAAGAAGCCAGGAGAAAACACUUAGGAGGGAAAAUAUUGGGAUUCUUUUUCUAGAGACAGAAAAAAAUGCAACAUCAACUAUUAGAAAAGUGAGAAUCGAAAGGACAUUAACUAAAAUCACUAAGUUAACAAAAAGUGGUGAAGUUUGUAUACAAAAUAAAUUCAUCAAGUGGA